Vigna umbellata (rice bean) is the source of this 977-nucleotide messenger RNA. The record is from RefSeq and is a predicted model, not a curated record. Lineage: Eukaryota; Viridiplantae; Streptophyta; Magnoliopsida; Fabales; Fabaceae.
CACGCAUUAUUCAUCGAGAUAUUAAGUCAUCAAACAUCCUUCUUGAUCUCAACUAUGAAGCUCGAGUUUCGGACUUUGGGCUUGCAAAACUGGCAUUAGAUUCAAAUACACAUGUGACAACACGAGUAAUGGGAACCUUUGGGUACAUGGCACCAGAAUAUGCAACAAGUGGGAAACUAACGGAAAAGUCUGAUGUAUAUUCCUACGGUGUUGUGCUUUUGGAGUUAAUUACGGGUAGGAAGCCUGUAGAUGCAUCUCAACCAAUCGGUGAUGAGAGUCUGGUUGAAUGGGCUCGGCCUUUGUUGAGUGAAGCACUUGAGAAGGAGGACUUUGAAAUCUUGGUGGAUCCAAGACUGGGAAAGAACUACGACAGAAAUGAAAUGUUCAGGAUGAUCGAGGGUGCUGCAGCCUGCGUACGCCACUCGUCGGUGAAGAGGCCACGGAUGAGUCAGGUGGUGAGAGCUUUAGAUUCCUUAGACGAGUUUACGGAUCUGAAUAAUGGAAUGAAACCGGGGCAGAGUUCGGUGUUUGAUUCUGCACAGCAAUCUGCACAGAUCAGAAUGUUUAGAAGGAUGGCUUUUGGGAGCCAAGAUAGUUCAAGUUUCUUCAAUGAGUCUCAGAGUAGCUGGAGGAGUAGAGAUCAGCACUCAGCAACCAUGAUUUCCCAAAACAAAACUGGGUCUUGGAAUGUUUGAGUCUCAUAACUCAUUCACUCUUAAGGGAUUGCACAAAUUUUGAUUCAUGCACACGACACAACACAGUUUGCUGGUGGGACAUGUCCAAUGGUGUAAAUCUUGUUUUUACUAUUUUUGUUCUCAUUUUCCUAAUAUCAUGUUGCCUUCUAAGGCCCUUUCCAUUCUUUGUAAAUUAGGUUAUUUGUUGCGUAAAGCAAUGUAUUUAUUUAUGUAAAAUACUAUGUAUGAGUUCUAACACUUCCGAAUCUAACACAAAAUCACAAUGUACGCAGCUCUUUUUUA